CUGAAGCACAUUGCAAAGUGAAGAGUCGGUUGCAGGUUCAUCGACUGAUGGCCACAAUGAAUUGGAUUUUAAAUGUUUAUUAUUGAUAAUAUAUUUAUAGAAAAUAGGCCAGCUGUCGACGCUGGUCAUAAACGGAGACUAUAAUUCCAAGAGGGUUGUGAAUCGUAUUAGCUUGUUUGUAUGUGGCAAUAACCGGGUAAAUAAGCUAGCUAACGUUAGCAAUGGUUCUAAUGAUGGAAUCGCAAUGCGAGUAUUUUAUGUAUUUCCCUGCUGUUCCCAUCACGGACCUUUCCGACCCGUCAAAAUACCGAACUCUCCCCCGUCGCAGUCACCUCUAUCUCGGUGAGACCGUGCAGUUCUUGUUGGUCCUGCGGUCCAGAGAUGAAAGGUCAGGUUCGGACGGGACAAAGGGAAACGGGGAUAGUGACUGCGGUACCCGGGCUUGGAAGGAGCUGGUAGGGUCCCUCUCCGCUGUAGCAAGUGUGUGCCCUGGCGAGAGCCGACAUCGCUCCCAACUUCACCCCCACGAGUUCCAGAGAAGCUACAGCGACGACGGUGCAGACGAGGACCCCGACGAGGUCGACUUUGCUGCGGGUACAGCCCAUAUAGGCAGAAGGGAGUCCAGGAACCGAGGCUUCAGAGAAUGCAAGCCGCUUCUCAUUCACAAUAACACGGGGAGUGAUGGGCGGCAGUAUCGGCGGGCACCGAUGCAGUCACCCAUGGACAAGCCAGUGGUACUGAACGAUGAGGUCAUCUUCCCUCUGACCGUCUCAUUGGACAAACUCCACGUCAACACGCUCAAGGUCAAGAUCGUAGUGACAGUGUGGAAGCAGGAGAAGGAGAAGGCAGAGAUCAGGGAACAUGGUUACCUCACCAUCCUACAGCUGAGGAGUCCCACACACACCUUCAGACAGGACCUCAACACCUUCAAGGCCCAGGUCAGCACCACCCUGAGUGUUCUUCCUCCUCCGACUGUGAAAUGUCAACAGAUUACCGUCUCCGGGAAGCACCUGACCCUUCUCAAAGUAUUAAACUCCAGUUCCCAGGAGGAGGUGUGUGUUAGGAACGUGAGGGUUCUUCCUAACUUCAACGCGUCCUACCUCCCCAUGAUGCCUGAUGGCUCUGUACUCCUCGUGGACAAUGUCUGCCACCAAUCAGCGGAGGUUACCAUGGCAUCAUUCCACAGAAUGAACAGUAGCUCCUCCCACCUUCCCAGCAUGCUCUCUGCCCUGGAGGAGCAGAACUUCCUGUUUCAGCUGCAGCUCAGAGACCAGCCAGAGGAAGAGUCCAGCGAGGGUCUGGAGGUUCCAUUGGUGGCUGUGCUGCAAUGGUCUACCUCUAAGCUUCCAUUUACCAGGUACAUUUCGACCCACUACCAGCUACCCAGCGUGAGACUGGACCGCCCCCGUUUGGUGAUGACAGCUUCUUGUCAGAGUUCCGUGAGGCCGCUGGAACACUUCCGGGUCAAAUACACCCUCCUCAACAACCUGCAGGACUUCCUGGCUGUACGCCUGGUCUGGACACCCGAAGGACGUGGUCGGCAGGAGGACCCGUCAGCGAGUUCUGUGGUGUGUCACUCCCCCCUCAACAACUUGGGACAGUGUCGGAAAGGAUCCACCCUCUCCUUCACAGUUGCCUUCCAGAUUCUCAAGGCAGGACUGUUUGAGUUAAGCCAGCACAUGAAGCUGAAGCUCCAGUUCACAGCGUCCUGUUCCAACCCCCCUGCUGAGGCCAGGCCCAUGUCUCUGUCCCUGUCCCGUCACAACUCUCCCUCCAGCCCUGCUGUUAGAGACCUGCUGGACAGACAGAGUAUGGGACGGUCACAGAGCUUCUCUCACCAACAACCCUCACGGUCACAUCUUAUGAGGACGGGCAGUGUUAUGGAGCGCCGGGCCAUCACUCCUCCAGUGGGAUCUCCAGUGGGUCGACCCCUCUACCUUCCCCCCGAACGCCCCGUCCUCUCACUGGAUAAGAUCGCCAAGAGAGAGUGUAAGGUAUUGGUACUGGAACUUGGAAGAGACUGGGAGAGGGAGGGAGGGUUGGAAGAAUGAGGUAGAGAGGAAAUAAGAGAUGUAAUGGGAGAUUUAGAGGGGGGGGGGGGGACAUUUCUCAUUGAGCAUUUCAUCCAACCUGAAACAAAACACAAAAACUGUUUCACACAAAAAUACAGACCACAGUCACCACACUGAAUGACUUACUCUACAUGAUCCACAUCAUUUCAAGACACCGGAGGAGUUACUUUCCACACAAUUAUUUUUUCUUUUUUUUUUACUAUUAUUUCAACAUUCUGUUUUAUUCCUUGUUUUAUGUCUUGGUGUGUAAUUAAAUAUGUAAAUAACUGUUUUACACCAAAAAACAUUGGGUGGCGAGCUAGAUCUGCAGUAAUAUUUGGGCUGCCAUUUAACGUGAAAUUCACAGGGUUUGGUUAAUUAAUAAACUUUUAAUAUAUUGUCUGACUAACACUGUUCUGCAUGCGACAUGUUUGAUGUAAAACUUUGCAUGUUAAAGCUAGAGUCCUUGAGUCAAGCAAUAACAAGCUCUACUCCGCCUCUGUUUUUGUAAAAAGCUUUGGGAUAGGCCUGGAGUGAUGUAACCACUGUUAUAGACAGAGCUAUGGAUGCAAGGACUGACCUUCUAUGAUAUCAACAUUAUAAUUUAGCCAUGUUUUGAGGCUGUACAGUGUUUUGUUUACAUUGUUUUACUCGAAUGUUUGGAAGCAAACUUAUAUUUUGGGUUCUGAUGGGGUACGGCAGCUGCUCGUGAGGCAUUUAUAAUAUUCUUCAAGAAUCAAUGGGUGUAUAUAAUUCAUAAGUUAAACAAAAUUGAUGUAGCAACUAAGGAUUUUAGCUUCAACAAAAGCACCAGGAUGACCCAGAGAAUGGGCUGAGUUCGGUGUCAUUGUGGAAAAACUGUGGUUUCAUUCUUGUUACAAUGUGUUGUAGUUUAGUGACUAAGGGCCACAGUCUCUAGACUGAAUUUAAAACGUUUAAUAUUUAGUCUUUACACUGGCUAUCAGAGAUUUUGUAAGUGUAUUUGUCUGAUUUUGUGUUUAUGCUAAGUGUAUUUGUCUGAUUUUGUGUUUAUGCUAAGUGUAUUUGUCUGAUUUUGUGUUUAUGCUAAGUGUAUUUGUCUGAUUUUGUGUUUAUGCUAAGUGUAUUUGUCUGAUUUUGUGUUUAUGCUAAGUGUAUUUGUCUGAUUUUGAUUAUUUUAUUUUGUCAGCUUAAAAAUCUAACAUCUCAUCUCCUUAGUACACUACAUAUUAGUACACACUCCAUGAUAGGGAAUAAUCCUGCAUCCUUUUCAGUCAUUUUGUCUUUCCUUUGCGUCCCUAUACAACCUACAGACUAAUGGAUUUAACAAUGGUGGAAACUCUCUCCAAUCCAAUACUUUCACAUCCAAGCCGGGAAAUUGUGCAAGUGCACAUUUUGGGAGAAGGGUGGAGAAUUGGGACAUAACCUGCCACUGUGGUUCACAGCUGUUAAAGCGUUGACUGGUUGAGCCUGUUGAUCGUUGAGGUCAUUCACACUUGACCUUAUUAUUAGGGAUUUAGUCCUCUUGGGUAAUCCAGAAUAGUGCAUUAUUUAAAGUCAGUCCCUGUAGAUGUUUUCAACUCUUUCCAUUUGUGUUAUGAACGAUGGUGGUGUGUGUGUGUGUGUGUGUGUGUGUGUGUGUGUGUGUGUGUGUGUGUGUGUGUGUGUGUGUGUGUGUGUGUGUGUGUGUGUGUGUGUGUGUGUGUGUGUGUGUUGUAUGCUUCUGAAUGAGCCUAAAACACUGGAUGUAUAUUGUAUUUUCAUUGUAUUUUCUGGUUCAUAAACCAAUAGGAAUGGCCAAGAGGUAUCUAUUCCCGAUGUAAAAGACAAUGUGAUAUUCGGUGGGGACAUUUCAAACAAUCUGUCUACUGAGUGGUAUGCCUCAUUUUCCCUGGACACAAACUACUUUCUUGUGUAUCCUUUGUUCAUUUCUAUAUCUUGUCAAGAAGGACAUAAGAGACUUGAGUAGAGGAUGUAGUUUGCUAUUAUCGUGUUUGUUUUUUGUUUUUAUUUCUGAUUUAAAAAAACUCAUUGCAUUGUUGGAAAAGGACCCGUAAAUAAGCAUUUCACUGUUAGUCUCCACCUUUUUUAAUUUCACUGUUAGUCUCCACCUUUUUUAUUCCGAAGCAUGUGACAUUUUUUGUUGUUGUUGAUUCCAGACUUUGUUUAAGGCUAGUGAUAGAUCAUUGGUAAAGAAUAGAGAACAGUAAAGGACCGAGACAGCUGCCUUGCAGAAUACCACAUUUCCAUUAAAGAAGACCCUCUGUGUUAUAUUGGAUAGAUACAGUGCAUUCGGAAACUAUUCAGACCCUUUUACUUUUUCCACAUUUUGUUAGGUUACAGCCUUAUUUUAAAAUGGAUUACAUUGUUUUUCCCCCCUAAUUAAUCUACACACAAUACCCAAUAAUUACAAGGCAAAAACAGUUUUUUAGAAAAACCUAUUCAGACCCUUUACUCAGUACUUUGUUGAAGCACCUUUGGCAACGAUUACAACCUAGAGUCUCUGCAGAUCCUCUGAAACUCUGUCAGAUUGGAUGGGGAGUGUCACUGCAGAGCUAUUUUCAGGUCUCUCCAAACAUGUUCAAGCAUGGCCUCUUGCUGGACCACUCAAGGACAUUUGGAGACUUUUCCCGGUGUUGUUUUGGCUGUGUGCUUGGUUGUUGUCCUGUUGGAAGGUGAACCUUCCCCCAGUCUGAAGUCCUGAGCCAUCUGGAGCAAAUUUUCAUCAAGGAUCUGUCCGUACUUUGCUCCGUUCAUCUUUCCCUCGAUCCUGACUAGUCUCUCCAGUACCUGCCGCUGAAAAACAUCCCCACAUCAUGAUGCUGCCACCACCAUGCUUCACCGUAGGGAUGGUGCCAGGUUUCUUCCAGACGUGAAGGUUGGCAUUCAGGUCAAAGAGUUCAAUCUUGGUCUCAUCAGACCAGGGAAUCUUGUUUCUCAUGGUGAGAGUCAUUUAGGUGCCUUUUCUCUCCAAGCGGGCUGCCAUGUGCCUUUUACUGAGGAGUGGCUUCCAUCUGGCCACUCUACCAUAAAUGCCUGAUUGGUGGAUUGCUACAAAGAUGGUUAUCCUUCUGGAAGGUUCUCUCAACAGAGGAACUCUUGAGCUCUGUCAGAGUGACCAUCGGGUUCUUUAUCACCUCCCUGACCAAGGCCCUUCUCCCUGAUUGCUCAGUUUGACCAGGCGGCCAGCUCUAGGAAGAGUCUUGGUGGUUCCAAACUUCAUCCAUUUAAGAAUGAGUGAGGCCACUGUUCUUAGGAACCUUCAAUGCUGCAGAAAUGUUUUAAUACCCUUCCCCAGAUCUGUGCCUCGACACAAUCCUGGCCUGGAGCUCUACGGACAAUUCCUUUGACCUCAUGACUUGGUUUUUGCUCUGACAUGUACUGUCAACUGUGGAACCUUUUAUAUAGACAGGUGUGUGCCUUUCCAAAUCAUGUCCAAUCAAUUGAAUUUACCACAGGUGGACCAAGUUGUAGAAACAUCUCAAAGAUGAUCAAUGGAAACAAUAUGCACCUGAGCUCAAUUUCGAGUCUCAUAGCAAAGAGUCUGAAUACUUAUAUAAAUAAGGUAUUUCUGUUUUUGUUUUUUUAAUACAUUUGCAAAAUAAUCUAAACCUGUUUUUACUUUGUCAUUAUGGGGUAUUAUGUGUAGAUUGAUGAGGACUGUUUUUUUAAUAAGGCUGUAAGGUAACAACAUGGGGGAAAAGUCCAGGGGUCUGAAUACUUUCCGAAUGCACUGUAACUGUCAACCCAUAGUAGAGUAGAGGAUGUAGGCUUGGCUAUUAUUUACAUUUAACAUUUAAGUCAUUUAGCAGACGCUCUUAUCCAGAGCGACUUACAAAUUGGUGCGUUCACCUUAAGACAUCCAGUGGAACAGCCACUUUACAAUAGUGCAUCUAAAUCUUUUAAGGGGGGUGAGAAGGAUUACUUUAUCCUAUCCUAGGUAUUCCUGAAAGAGGUGGGGUUUCAGGUGUCUCCGGAAGGUGGUGAUUGACUCCGUUAUUAUCUUGUUUAUCAUGAUUUAUUUCAUUUGUUUUUAUUUACCUUGAAAAACAGCCCCAUUCCAAAUGCAUUUCCAUUGUUCCCUUUGUCAGACAAAAAGUUGUCAUAACAUUUCCAUUCCUUUCCUUUGUCAGACAAAAAGUUGUCAUAACAUUUCCAUUCCUUUCCUUUGUCAGACAAAAAGUUGUCAUAACAUUUCCAUUCCUUUCCUUUGUCAGACAAAAAGUUGUCAUAACAUUUCCAUUGUUCCCUUUGUCAGACAAAAAGUUGUCAUAACAUUUCCAUUCCUUUCCUUUGUGAUUUGAAAUUAAUUUAUUAUUUCCACUCAGACCAAAGUAACUCAUAAUUGCAUUGUUUAUGUAUAUUUUGGACUUAUUUUUAACAGUGAUUUUUUUUAAGCACUUUAUUUACAUUUUAAUUGUAUUGUUCAUGGUUCCUCGGACACACAAACACAAGGAAUGCCUUGAAUGCAAACGUCGUUGGCAAAAAGUGUUUUGAAUUUGCAACAAACAUGUUGGAAAAAAAGUGUUUUUGGUCACUCCUAGUUUGUUGCACUGACUGAAUAAAGACAAUUGAAAAGA
Oncorhynchus nerka (sockeye salmon) is the source of this 6610-nucleotide messenger RNA. RefSeq names its product trafficking protein particle complex subunit 14-like. The record is from RefSeq and is a predicted model, not a curated record. Lineage: Eukaryota; Metazoa; Chordata; Actinopteri; Salmoniformes; Salmonidae. Gene Ontology annotation, molecular function: alpha-tubulin binding. The coding region runs from base 222 to 2051 and encodes 609 amino acids. Gene Ontology annotation, biological process: cilium assembly. Gene Ontology annotation, cellular component: TRAPPII protein complex. The transcript is spliced from 11 exons.